Rotaria sp. Silwood2 is the source of this 801-nucleotide messenger RNA. The record is from the annotation of a GenBank genome assembly. Lineage: Eukaryota; Metazoa; Rotifera; Eurotatoria; Philodinida; Philodinidae.
AUGACUAUGCCAUCGGACAUUUAUCAACAUUUGAUUCUCGUUGAUUGUGAUGGUGGUCGUGGUAGUAUAUUUGAUGAUCUGACGCUUCUUAAAGAUUUGCCAAACAAUUGUUUGCUGCAUUUAUUUUGGAAUAAUAGUGAUGUUGCUAUUAAUGAAAAACUUCAGAGAUUAAAAACAAAUGCUCAAUGCCAUUUACAUCCAUCGCUUUUGCUUAAUGUGAAGAAUUCAGCCGAUGCAGAACUUAUUUACUUCCUAGGCAAGUCAGUUAUUCAAUAUUCAUCGAUUAUAAUUGUUGGAGAGGGCGAUGAAAUUUAUCGUGAAGUAGUGGAAUCAGUCAACAAGGAUUUUGGUAAGAAAAAAACUAUUGAAUUAGUAAAAAUUGAUGAUUCCAAAUCUUGCUUACUAAAAUUGAUUGAACAAAUGCGUAAACGCAACAAUGAAAAUGAUUAUUGUGAAGAAAAAUAUAGACUUGUUCAAGGUUUACCCUAUGCCAAAUGUCCUUUAUGUACUAAGGCAUUUAAAACGAUUGCUGCACGCAAUGCGCAUUUACAAGCAAAAAGUCAUAAACAGAAAUUGGUAACAAACUUGAUGACAGAUAUUAAACCUGAGCAAAAGAUUCUUCAACCAAAUAUGUCAACGAAAACGACUGAAACAAAGACAAAAACCUUACAAUGUCCGCAUGCACCCUGUUCUGUCAAACAAAAGAAAUUCAAUAAGAAAGGUCUCAAACAACAUAACAAAGAUGUUCACUCAAAGUUGGAGAUGAAUUUCUCAAAUGGUUCUUCUCUUGUUCCACAUUGA